CACCAGUCACCACUCACAUACCAUUUCAUUUUUGUCUGACCUUUCAAAGGUCGCCGCGGGUUCGCACCUUCUUUCUCUCGAUGGUUCGCAAAAGCCAACAAGUAGCCAAAGGCUUCCAAUGGGCCAAGGCUCAGAAGUUUCUCGCGAAAGUGGGAUUUGUAAAAGAAGAUUACGUCCUGUGGAAGCACGUUGGGAAAUGUUUGCUAUAUGCCUACACGCUGUGCGGCCUCGUGUGGCUCUACAACGAGACGUCCCCGCUCGGUUGGUUUCAAUUAAGGCAUCGGCCGAAAGAAGAGAAAGAGCUGGCCCACCUCUAUGAGCGAAGGCAGUUUCCAUACCCGGGCGACAAAGAAGCCAUGGAAGAGUUCAUUGCCAAAGGAGGCAUGAUCGGCACGACGAUUGGUCCCAAAGGUGAUAUUGAAUCCGAUGGUUCGGAUGAUUAUCAUGCGCAGUUACAGAGGCAGAAGUUGGGACAAGAGGCACUGAAGCUGUGGAUGAGGAUGAGGAACGAAGUCAUCUCAGAGCUUCAGGAGAAAGGGUACGAUGUUGAGUGAAUGUUGUUCAUUAAUUUUGUUGUUUGAUGGAGUUUGGGUUUCGUUUGGUCGUUGAGAAAGCUUAGGAAAAUAAGGGAAAGAAACUUCUGAACCUUAUAUUUUUAUGAUACUGUUUCUAAUAAAUUGCUCUGUGAUUUUCGUGAAAAUAGGCAAACUCAUGUUUGUACUGUUCAAUAUUUUGUUUGAUAAGGAAAUAGGUUAUUUAGACA
Messenger RNA from Vitis riparia (riverbank grape), 763 nucleotides. RefSeq lists its product as uncharacterized. The transcript has 2 exons. The coding region runs from base 81 to 554 and encodes 157 amino acids. The record is from RefSeq and is a predicted model, not a curated record. Lineage: Eukaryota; Viridiplantae; Streptophyta; Magnoliopsida; Vitales; Vitaceae.